AUGUCAGCGAACCAGUGUGAAGUAUGUGAAUCCCAUAGCAACAUUUCUUGCAAUCAUUUCGGAGCAAGAACUUGUAAAGCAUGCGCUGCAUUCUUCCGGCGAACCGUUUCUAUGAAACUCGACUACACUUGCAUCGAACAACCCGAUUCCUGUCGAGUACACUACGAUUCUCGUUUGAUUUGCCGAUUUUGUCGACUGAAAAAGUGUUAUGAAGUUGGAAUGAAGCCGUUACUAGUAAAGUCAAAAAACGAACGGAAACAAUACAUUCGGAUUUCGAAAGGACUUGUUCGCAAAAAAUCAGCUUUCGAAGAGCACACAAUCGAAAAUUCAAAUGAGAAUAUAACUCCAGAAUACGAUGAAGACAAUAUCGAGAAUGAGGCAACGCCCGGACCGUCAUCUGAAGCUUCUGAAGCACUUGCAUUGGAAAUUCAGGAGACAGUCAAUAAAUUUCUGAAUUUGGAAACGUCAAUGUGUGACAGAAGACGGCUUUUGUACGCGGAGACACCGAUUAGUAUUGUGUUAGAAGGCGGUAGAGAAUGGCCCUACGACAAUGCAACACUGAAAAUGUUCGACUACAAACAGAGUCAAGGAAUGUCGAAACAUGAUUUUGUCAUGAUUAUGGAUUAUGCACGUGGAAUGCCCGGAUUCGAUGAGCUCAAUUAUGGCGAUAGUGUCUUCUGCUAUCGCUUAGUUUGUGCUGUUGACUUUGUCAUCAAUUCUGCUUACUACACCUAUAAACGCGGAAUCCAUCACAACGAGCUCGUCCUCAACGACGGAACAUUCAUCCCAAUGACACCAACACCUCUGACCGGUUACGAGGAGAAUGCGAAUCUUUUAUUCCAAAAUCAAGACGACCUCAUGAAAUUUCGAACAUUGAUGCCUCUUCUCCUUCAUCAAUGGAAAGUAUGUGUUCCGUUUGCUCUGCUGGCACCAUCUUACGAAGAGUUUUGUCUGAUUAAAGCGAUUUGUGUUUGGCAUGUUUCAUACUACCGUCUGAGCGAGGAAGGUCGUCAAGUAGCUUUGAACCAAAGGGAACGGCUUAUCCGUGCACUUCAUUAUGCUUGUAGUUUGGAUAGUGAUGAUGUCGGCGAGCGAUUUGGCAAUAUGAUAAUGUCGCUGAAUUAUAUUAUGGAGCAAAUCCGCAACUUGAACUGCUCAUUCGUCAUGAUCUCAUUCUUCGGAAUUCUCAACGUGGAUAGCUUAAUGAUUGAUGUUACUAGUUUUUGGUAG
This is a messenger RNA of Caenorhabditis remanei, 1230 nucleotides long. RefSeq lists its product as uncharacterized. Gene Ontology annotation, molecular function: sequence-specific DNA binding; DNA-binding transcription factor activity; zinc ion binding. NCBI's taxonomy places the organism in Eukaryota, Metazoa, Nematoda, Chromadorea, Rhabditida, Rhabditidae. The transcript has 8 exons. The coding region runs from base 1 to 1230 and encodes 409 amino acids. Gene Ontology annotation, biological process: regulation of DNA-templated transcription. The record is from RefSeq and is a predicted model, not a curated record.